Molecule: messenger RNA, 447 nt
Organism: Macrosiphum euphorbiae (potato aphid)
Lineage: Eukaryota; Metazoa; Arthropoda; Insecta; Hemiptera; Aphididae
Source: the annotation of a GenBank genome assembly
AUGUCGAUGUCGUUGCCGUCGAGUAUGAUCAGCCAACACGGUAAGGAACUUAAAAUUAUUGAUGGAUAUAAAAUGAGAUUUCAUAAAAUGUUGAAUGGCGAUGUAAAACGAUGGUGCUGUGUAAACAAAACUUGUACGGCUUACAUGAAAACAGAUAUGAGUGAGAAGACAAUUAUUGAUAGUAAUUUAAAUCAUAAUCAUAAUUUAGAAUCUGAAGGAAAAACGAUGAGACAAGUAAUAAGGAACUCUGUAAAACGAAAAGCUCAAGUAGAUCUUUGUGAACGUCCAAUGAAAUUAAUUCAUUUGGAACUAAAAAAUGAAAACACGGACUUUUUAACGACGACUGUCAUAUCUUGUAUUCGAAAAGGGAUUUAUGCUGCUCGCCGUUCAAUACUACCCAAAAACCCAACUAAUAUUCAAGAGUUCAUUAACUUCAUUAGAAAUUAA